Messenger RNA from Aspergillus tanneri, 306 nucleotides. RefSeq lists its product as uncharacterized. The transcript has 3 exons. The record is from RefSeq and is a predicted model, not a curated record. Lineage: Eukaryota; Fungi; Ascomycota; Eurotiomycetes; Eurotiales; Aspergillaceae. Bases 1 to 306 code for a protein of 101 amino acids.
AUGGCCAUUGCAGAAGCUGCAGUCGCCGACGAUCCGCUGGGCGGCUUCCUUGCACUCCUUGAAGUUGCAGCGAGGCUUACGGGGCGCCAUGAUGCAAGAGGUUGUGGGUCUGUCGGAACGGAAUCGAUAAGCGCUGAGGGCGAAGAGGCCGCGGAGAGAAAACGAAUGGGUGCGACUCUUGAUUUAGACGAAGCAGAGGAUAGUAGCGAUCGCAGCCGCACAGUCGUCGUAGGCUUUUGCAACCAAAGUAACUCCGCCGGUGGAGGCAAAUCGGGGGGCCGAGUGGAGCCAGAGGUUCCAAAGUAG